Nelumbo nucifera (sacred lotus) is the source of this 1094-nucleotide messenger RNA. Its product is annotated as xyloglucan endotransglucosylase protein 7-like. Gene Ontology annotation, cellular component: cell wall; apoplast. Gene Ontology annotation, biological process: xyloglucan metabolic process; cell wall biogenesis. Gene Ontology annotation, molecular function: xyloglucan:xyloglucosyl transferase activity; hydrolase activity, hydrolyzing O-glycosyl compounds. Lineage: Eukaryota; Viridiplantae; Streptophyta; Magnoliopsida; Proteales; Nelumbonaceae. The record is from RefSeq and is a predicted model, not a curated record.
AAUAACAGAUCCAAUCUCACAUGAUCAAUAGCCUAAGUUCAACCUCUACCUCUCUUGCAUUUGCAUUCAUGGGUUUUGGUAAAGCUUCAAUUCUGCUGCUGGUUUCUCUGCUGUUAAGCUCAUCUUUGGUAGCUAUCUACGCCGGCAAUCUUCAUCGAGACUUAGAUAUCACAUGGGGCGAUGGUCGAGCUAAGAUACUCAACAAUGACGAGCUUCUUACAUUGUCUCUCGACAUGGCUUCUGGGUCUGGCUUUCAAUCUAAGAGGGAGUAUCUAUUUGGGAAGAUUGAUAUGCAGAUUAAGCUCGUCCCCGGCAACUCAGCUGGAACUGUCACCGCCUACUAUUUAUCAUCUCAAGGUCCUAGCCAUGACGAGAUAGACUUUGAGUUCUUGGGUAACCUAAGCGGAGACCCUUAUAUUGUUCACACCAAUGUGUACAGCCAUGGGAAGCGGAACAGGGAGCAGCAGUUCUAUAUCUGGUUCGACCCAACCAAGGAUUUCCACACAUAUUCCAUACUUUGGAACCCUCGCCACAUAAUCUUCUAUGUGGAUGGAACUCCCAUCAGAGAGUUCAAGAAUGCAGAGUCCAAUGGUGUUCCCUUCCCAAAGAGCCAACCCAUGAGGCUCUAUGGCAGCAUUUGGAAUGCAGAUGAUUGGGCUACAAGAGGUGGGUUGGUGAAAACCGACUGGACCAAAGCUCCCUUCACAGCCUCCUUCAGAAAUUUCCGGGCUGAUGCUUGCGUUUGGUCAUCUGGUGCUUCCUCUUGUGCUUCUUCUUCAUCAAAGAACAAUACUUGGAUGUCACAGGAGAUGGACUCCACAAGUCAGAAGAGGCUCAGAUGGGUGCAGAGAAACUUCAUGGUCUACAACUACUGCACGGAUUUUAAAAGAUUUCCUCAGGGCCUUCCUCCUGAGUGCACCAUAAAUUCUGCUGCUUAAUAAGCUUUGUUUUUGUAUAUAUACUAUUCGUUGUCUGUACAAAUUAUUGAGAAGAAAAGGAAAAAAAAAACUACCUGUAAAUUCUGGUUUUACUUUGUUUAUACCAACUGCUGUAUUAUGAUAUUGCAAACAAUAAAAAAAAAAUCUUUUGUUUUA